This is a messenger RNA of Caenorhabditis elegans, 1264 nucleotides long. RefSeq names its product Neurotransmitter-gated ion-channel ligand-binding domain-containing protein (gene lgc-14). The coding region runs from base 1 to 1203 and encodes 400 amino acids. NCBI's taxonomy places the organism in Eukaryota, Metazoa, Nematoda, Chromadorea, Rhabditida, Rhabditidae. Gene Ontology annotation, molecular function: monoatomic ion channel activity; transmembrane signaling receptor activity; extracellular ligand-gated monoatomic ion channel activity. The transcript is spliced from 9 exons. The record is from RefSeq and is marked reviewed. Gene Ontology annotation, cellular component: membrane; synapse. Gene Ontology annotation, biological process: monoatomic ion transmembrane transport; monoatomic ion transport.
AUGUUUUUCGUUACUUUCACCGUUAUUUUCAUUGGCUCUCACGCGCUUUACUACAACCCAGAGUUAUACGUUCCAAAAUAUCACGAUUUCAUUGAAUCACAAACAAACUUGACACGGGAUUUGUUUAAUGGCUAUGAUCCAACUGUAUCACCGGUGUACAGCAAAAUCGAUCCUCUACAACCACUUGGAUAUGAUCCGGAUGCUCCUAAACGUUACAACUAUUCCAUAAUGUUGUACUCUCUAAAACUUGUUGAGGUAAAUGAACCAGCUGAAAAGGUGGCUGUUGUCAUGGAGAUAAUGGAGUACUGGUAUGACAUUAGACUCUCCUGGAAUGCAAGUUUAUACGACGAUAUUGAUACAUUUUACACACGACAGUCAAACGUUUGGAGCCCCACAUUGUCUGCAUUUGGAGCAGAUGAACUUGUGGACUUACGAGAUCCAGACUUUCGUAUGGUAUGUGUGAAUAGUAAUGGAUAUAUCUAUGAUUACAUAUCCGUGCGAGUUUCAUCAAGUUGUCCGAUGAAUGUCUACAAAUUCCCAUUCGAUUAUCAAACCUGUCAGAUCAAAUUUUGUCUUCCUAUUUUCAAUUCUGUUGAAAUACAAAUUUUUAAUGAGAUCUAUGUCGGUGUACUUAUGUCUGAUUUGUGGGAAACGAUGGGAAAUUCUGAAUGGAAGCUGACCAACUUGAGUAAUCGUGUUGAGACCUUACAGUACAAUGAUGGAUUUGGAAACCUAGAUUUGGGUAUUUUUGAAAUAACUAUAAAACGGAACCCACUCUACUACAUAUACAUGAUUAUUUUUCCAUCCUUCAUUAUUAAUGUUGUGUCUAUAAUUGGAGUUUUUCUGAAAGGCGCAGAUAAAAUGUCAAGGCUCAACGUUGGUCUCACAAACAUUAUGACAAUGACAUUUAUACUAGGUGUCAUGGCUGACAAAAUUCCGAGAACCGGCACAAUUCCAAUGCUUGGUGUCUAUAUCAUUGUGAAUCUUGCAAUAAUGAUUAUUGCUAUUGGAAUUGUUACAAUGAUCACUGAACUGCGUCACUGGCUGGCUCCUUUUCUGAAGAGGAAUGAGACUAAGUUUAGCAGGAAACUCGAAACGUUCAUUGGUCCUCCUCUUGAGUUCACAUGUGCAAUUAUUCUCGAAGUGUUUACAUGUGCAAUAUUCGGUGUAAUGAUUGGGUUCUGGUUAGGAGACGACAAAUAAGACUAUUUGAAAUAAAUCAUCUUGCUAAAAAUUUCCUGUAAAAUUUAAAAUUCAAUCUCUC